CCUGAGAUUUUCUGGGUUCUCUGAUAGAUUUAGGUUCAGGUUCUUUAUCUUUCAUACUGCAAACUAUUCUACUUUCCUCUUCUCCUUUUCCUCCUCCUCCUCCUCCUAGUUGCUUUUCUCUACAAACAACAAGAAUUCUUUUCUAGUUUGAGUCAAGAUGGCCAUGACAAACUCAGCUAUUGGUUUUGAAGGCUACGAAAAGAGGCUUGAGAUAACUUUUUUUGAGGGUGGUGUUUUCUCUGAUCCCACUGGAUUAGGUCUCCGAGCAUUGGCUAAAGACCAAUUGGAUGAAAUUCUGAACCCAGCAGAGUGCACUAUUGUUGACUCACUAUCUAAUGAUUACGUUGAUUCAUAUGUUCUUUCUGAGUCAAGCUUGUUUGUUUAUGCUUACAAACUUAUCAUCAAAACCUGUGGGACUACAAAGUUGCUUCUGUCUAUCCCUGCAAUUCUUAAGCUUGCUGAUGGGCUUAACAUUGCUGUGAAAUCAGUGAGAUACACUCGUGGAAGCUUCAUCUUUCCCGGAGCUCAAUCCUUCCCUCAUCGAAGCUUUUCUGAGGAAGUUGCUGUUCUUGACAGCUAUUUCGGCAAACUUGGUUCUGGUAGCCAAGCUUAUAUGAUGGGUGAUGCUGACAACAAGUCACAAAUUUGGCACAUUUACUCUGCCAGUGCUAAACUAGAAGCUUCACCGGAAGCUGUCUAUGGCCUUGAAAUGUGCAUGACUGGUUUAGAUAAGGAAAAAGCAUCCGUGUUUUUCAAGACAAGCACAUCUUCAGCAGCUUUGAUGACUAAGAAUUCUGGAAUCAGGAAGAUCCUUCCAAAAUCUGACAUAUGUGACUUUGAAUUUGAUCCAUGUGGAUACUCAAUGAAUGGAAUAGAAGGGAAUGCAAUAUCAACUAUCCAUGUCACCCCUGAAGAUGGAUUCAGUUAUGCAAGCUUUGAAGCAGUGGGUUAUGAGUAUGAAGAGAAAUCUCUGAAUGAAGUUGUUGAAAGGGUUUUAGCAUGUUUCUAUCCAGCUGAGUUUUCUAUUGCUUUGCACAUUGAUAUGAAUGGUGAAAAACUUGACAAAUUUCCUCUAGAUGUUAAAGGAUACUACUGUGGAGAGAGGAGCAACGAAGUUGUUGGAGAAGGUGGUGCUGUUGUUUACCGUUCCUUUGUUCGAAAUGAUGGCUGCACAUCUCCAAAGUCUACUCUGAAGUCUUGCUGGAGUGAGGAUGAGAGCGAGGAGGAAGAAAUGAAGGAGAUAUAGUGCUCUUGUCUUAGUUUCAAUAUUCUGUUCUUGUCUAUCUUGGCUGUUUUCAGUGUUAUUACCUAAAUAAGUUUGUGCUUUUAUUGUGAACGAGGAGGAAGAAGUGAAGGAGACUUAGUACUUUGGUCUUUAUGUAAUGUUCUUGUUUAUCUUUACUGUUAUCAUUGUUACCCCAAUAAAUUUUGCUUGCUGGUAAAGCAAAUCAAUAAACGGAUUAUGUUGCUUGAUCA
Messenger RNA from Vicia villosa (hairy vetch), 1476 nucleotides. Its product is annotated as S-adenosylmethionine decarboxylase proenzyme-like. The record is from RefSeq and is a predicted model, not a curated record. NCBI's taxonomy places the organism in Eukaryota, Viridiplantae, Streptophyta, Magnoliopsida, Fabales, Fabaceae. Gene Ontology annotation, cellular component: cytosol. Bases 158 to 1246 code for a protein of 362 amino acids. Gene Ontology annotation, biological process: spermine biosynthetic process; spermidine biosynthetic process. Gene Ontology annotation, molecular function: adenosylmethionine decarboxylase activity. The transcript has a single exon.